UAGGGGGGAGCAUUGAGAUCCAGGCCGGGGAUAGACACCUACCUUUAAGGCCUUUUGUCUGAGGAGUCUGCGUCUUGGAGCUGUGGCCCUGAGGAGUCCAGACACACGAUCUCUGUCCCCUGGAGCAGGAAUAGGGCGAUGGACGCCGACUGGUGAUGGCUGAGGGCCUCUGUCCGGACAUGGUGGGAGGUCCAGACCCAUCAGGAGCCGGGGCCAUGGUGCCUGGUCAGCAGUGGGGGCACCUGAAGAAGCCGCUCUUUAUCCUGGGUGGCACCUUCUCCCUCUUGGGGCUGGCCUUGCUGGGCAUCUGGCCGGCCGCUGCACCCGGCGUGGCCUACUUCCUCCUGGUGCUGGGAGGCUUCUGUGCUUUUGCGUACCUGGGUGCCUGCGUGCUGGAGCAGGGGCCGCGCUCUGCGCAGGCUGGGAGCCCGGGGUCCUCAGUCAGCAUGUGGGACAAUGAGGCCUUUGAGGUGCCAGUCUACCAAGCGGCCGUGGCACUGGGGCCACCGUACAGGCCCCAGGAGCGGGAGAACCCGCCAUCCUACAGCAGCGUAUAUCCUCUGGGUCUGAACGUGGGCGAGACGAGCCAUCCGGAGGCACUCCAGAGAGUGGGGCUGGCCAGGAGAGGGGGCUCAGAGGGGUCCCUCAGACGAGCCCCAGCCUGCCUUCGGCUUCGGGGAGCACGGACCGUGUCCACCGAUCCUGACUUGCAGAGCCUGGGCAUGGCCCCCAAACUGGAGCCUCUUACUCCGCCCCCAGCCUACGAGGUCAGCCUUGGUCACCUGGAUGAUGACAGUGUGUUUUACGAGGACAACGGGACAGUCCCCUAAACCGCUCUCCCUGCUGGCUGAGAUCGUACUGAACCUGCAGAGGGAGGGGUGGGGAGGAAGGAGGGCCCAGAGACGCUGGGAUGGGGAUGCACCAGGUCCCCAGCCUGCGCUGGGGCUCAGAAACCCAGGGUCACUAGCAAAGGGUGCCCUGCUAGGAUAGGCCAAGUGCACGCGGGGCAACGCCUUUGGAGGCCACACCCUUCGCCCCUGGCAUUGUCAGCUCGUCAACGAAUAAAGUGAAAAGUUCUCCCGCC
Messenger RNA from Echinops telfairi (small Madagascar hedgehog), 1084 nucleotides. RefSeq names its product transmembrane protein 139 (gene TMEM139). The transcript has 4 exons. Bases 156 to 830 code for a protein of 224 amino acids. The record is from RefSeq and is a predicted model, not a curated record. Lineage: Eukaryota; Metazoa; Chordata; Mammalia; Afrosoricida; Tenrecidae.